AUGAUAGGUACACGUCAGUAUAUCUGCCUGCGAUGUGGGAGCCCUGGGUUGAAUCCCUGGGUCAACCUGAAGGAGGACGCGGCAAUCCACUCCAGUAUUCUUGCCUGGAGAAUCCCGUGGAGAAUCCACGGGAUUGCAGCUACAGUCCACGGGGUUCACAAAGAGUCGGACACGACUGAGCAACUAGCACACACACAAACAUGUCAUUAUAAAUCUGUCCAAACGCAUAGGAUGUUCAACAUCAAGAGUGAACCUAGGGACUUCCCCCGUGGCCCAGUGAGGAAGCCCCCUGCUUCCACUGCAGGGGUUACAGGUUCAGUCCCUGGUCAGGCACCUAAGAUCCUGCAUAGCAAGUGGCACGGCCAAAAGAUUUUUUCUGAAAAAGACAGUGAACACAACGGUGAACGAGGGAUUUGGAGGGACUGUCCUGCUCUGGUGAGUGAUAUGGAUCUCGGCGGGCUGAGUAUGGAGAGGUGGGGGAGGGGAGGAGGGGGCGGGGGUAUACGAGAAAACUCUCUGCCUUCCUCUCAACUUUGCUUUAAACCUAAACUUCUCUAA
Messenger RNA from Rangifer tarandus platyrhynchus (Svalbard reindeer), 558 nucleotides. Lineage: Eukaryota; Metazoa; Chordata; Mammalia; Artiodactyla; Cervidae. The record is from the annotation of a GenBank genome assembly.